AUGAAGCGACCAGGCGAGCCCAGCGGCGCUCAUCCUGGCAACAACUUGACCGCUGAUAGUGACAUCAAGUCAAACGAGGCGGGGGAUGCCGCUGCCGCUGCUGCUUCCCCGAAGCGUCCACGAGUCCAAAGGGUUUCACCACCCACCGCCGGAGAUGCCGACCAUCUUUCCAAUGAGAUCUCAAGUCUGCUGGACGGUCAGCUCUUCUUCCAACUCUCGGCGGCUCCCCUCUUGCGCCACUACGAGCAACGGUUCCAGCGAUCGCUCAACUUCCCCAGCUUUCGGAAAGGAGCAAAGUCCAUCAAGGAUUGGCUCUCGUCCGAGCAUUCGUCGCUUCUUUGCAUCCACCCGCCGCUCGAGCCCGACGGCGACACAUGGGUCUCGUUGAAGCAACACAGCCCAAACCUCAUUCAACGGCACACGUUCCUCUCCGAGUUUAGUCGACUGACCCUGGGCCAGUUCGAGGGAUGCAUCGAUACCGCCUUCGGGGCCCACUGUCUGCUCUCGCUUGCCGAUCUCGAGAGGCUGCUUGCCCUGGCCUUUGGUCUCCGCCGAGAGCAAUACCAGCACCAUAUCGACCGCUUCGCCCAGGCGUCGGAUUCGUCGACCGGCCUCAGAGUCCGCAACGACAUCAUGCUCGUUGGCUCACCGCAGAUGGUUCUCUAUCAUUUCAUCCACCAGUUCCGGGGCAUGUUUGGGAGCGGCUGCUUUAUCCCCUUUGAUCAAGUCGUCGGCCUCUUCCAGGACCUCUAUUCGUGCACCAUUCACUACCGCUUCUUUAGCCUGUCCAUGGACGACUUCCUGACCGAGAUCAUCACAGAGUCCUACCGCAGCGUCUUCAUCUACCGAAUCAUCCACGAUACCAAGCUCAUCGCCCUGAGCACGACAAAUGCCCGGACCAUACGCGACGAAUUGCCCGGCAUGAGCACCAACGAUGUCUACCUUCACGUCUGCGACCUCAUCCUCGGCGACGGCUACUUUCUCGUCAGCGUGGUCAAGCGGCUGUUCGAGACCUCGCUCCUGGGCGGCCACGCCUUGAGACUCUCGCUCCUCGAAGUAGUCGAGAAGCAGACCCUGGAGCCAGAAAGCAAUGCCGCCAUCGUCAAGUACUCGUCCGAGAUCCUGCACUAUCGGCCCCGCGCUCUGAGGCAUGCUCUGCCAGAAUCCAACGACGCUUCCUCGCCAACCAUCGCGGCACCAUCGUUGCCUGCACAUAAGACGCACACGCUGCCCAGCAUCGACUUUGAACCGUUACCCGAGGAGGACGAGGCGUCGCCUGAGAACCAAUCCGUGGACAUGAUCGAUGCAUUCUCGGAGCCGGACGAGGCCAGGGAGGCGUUCGAGGUCGAUCACGAUGAGCUUGCGGGUCACAGCCCUGUCGACUCACCAACCCUUCACCCGCCCGUCUUCGACCUCGAUAGCAAUAAGGACGAGAUCACAUCGAUGGGCCCUAUCUAUAUCUCGUCUGGGGAGGCAUCGUUCUCCCGCAUGCUGAUAUCAGAUGAUGAUGAUGGCGCCUCUCGACUCCGAGGGAGCGAAGCCGGCGACUAUAUGGAUGCCCACGCCUCACACAUGGCCCUCAAGCAAGAGCAAGAGCACGCUGCGACCGAGGACACUGACGGGGCCGUGCCCACCAUGGCUGGUACUACCGAGGCCCAUCAUGUCGAUCCUUCGCCGGACAUCAUCGGCAGCCAUCUCGCCCAACUCGACGAUGUCUUCAUGACCAUCUUCCAGGUCAACACACGAACUGGCUACUUUGGCGAUCCAACCGUUCCCACCGAGUAUCGAACAUAG
Polychytrium aggregatum is the source of this 1794-nucleotide messenger RNA. RefSeq lists its product as uncharacterized. NCBI's taxonomy places the organism in Eukaryota, Fungi, Chytridiomycota, Chytridiomycetes, Polychytriales. The coding region runs from base 1 to 1794 and encodes 597 amino acids. The transcript has 2 exons. The record is from RefSeq and is a predicted model, not a curated record.